AUGGCUUCCCACCUUGGCAUCAUCAACUUGUUCUCCGUCCAAGACACUGUGGCUGUUAUUACUGGAGGAGGUUCAGGCCUUGGGGCCACGAUUGCUCAAGCUUUAGAAGCCAAUGGCGCUCGUGCUGUCUAUGUGCUCGGCCGCCGAGAGGAGAAGCUGAGAAACAUAGCAAGCAGUGCGGUUCACGGAAGAAUCUAUCCUAUCGUUGCCGAUGUCAGCUCCAAGGACUCUCUGGCAGCUGCAGUCGAGCAAGUACACCAGCGCGAGGGACACAUCAAUGUUCUCAUUGCAAAUUCCGGCAUGAUGGGACCCAAUGUCGCGAAGUUAUUCUCGGGCGGCGAGACCCCUAGUUUGGACAAGCUGCGUGAGGCGCUAUGGGACGUCCCUAUGGAGGACUUUACGCAGACGAUGAACCUAAAUGUCACUGCUGCGUUCUACACUGUGGUUGCCUUUCUUGACCUGUUGGCCAAGGGUAACGCAAGCCGUGACAGAACUGGCCUCCCCUCUAGCCAAGUGAUUAUCACGACGUCCAUCUCGGCCUUCUCACGGAGGCCUGCAGCGGGCUUCGCUUACAGUGCGUCUAAGGCUGCGGCAACGCACCUGGUGAAGCAGUUGUCUACAUGCUUUGCGCCCUACAAAAUUAGGUGCAAUGCCAUUGCUCCAGGCUUCUUUCCCAGUGAGAUGACUGAAAAUAUGCCCUGGAUGAAAGGAAGCAAUCCUCGGCUUGAAGGCAAUCUGUCCAAUGAGACUUGCCCUCUGGAAAGAAGUGGAACAGAGGAGGAUAUAGCAGGUCAAGCUCUGUUCCUGACGAGCAAGGCAGGAGCCUAUGUGAAUGGUUGUAUACAAUUGCUUGAUGGAGGGAGGCUAUCAAUACUACCAGCUACCUACUAA
Fusarium fujikuroi IMI 58289 is the source of this 891-nucleotide messenger RNA. RefSeq names its product related to gluconate 5-dehydrogenase. Lineage: Eukaryota; Fungi; Ascomycota; Sordariomycetes; Hypocreales; Nectriaceae. Bases 1 to 891 code for a protein of 296 amino acids. The transcript has 2 exons. The record is from RefSeq and is a predicted model, not a curated record. Gene Ontology annotation, molecular function: oxidoreductase activity.